AGUGAACCAACGACCAUGGCAGCCUCCCUCCAAGCAGCUGCUACGCUCAUGCAGCCGACCAAGGUCGGCGUGUCGGCGAGGACCAGUGUGCAGCUGAGGUCCUCUCAGAGUGUCUCCAAGGCCUUUGGCUUGGAGCCAUCUGCCUCUGCUAGGCUCACUUGCUCUUUGCAAUCUGAUCUCAAGGACUUGGCUCACAAGUGCCUUGAUGCUUCUAAGAUUGCUGGAUUUGCUCUUGCUACUUCCGCCCUCGUCGUCUCGGGAGCAGGUGCAGAGGGAUCUCCAAAGAGGCUGACCUUCGACGAAAUCCAGAGCAAGACCUACUUGGAAGUGAAGGGAACCGGAACUGCCAACCAGUGCCCAACCAUCGAUGGAGGAUCCGAAGCAUUCGCGUUCAAGCCUGGCAAGUACACUGCCAAGAAGUUCUGCCUAGAGCCAACAUCCUUCACAGUCAAGGCAGAGAGUGUGAGCAAGAAUGCUCCACCAGAUUUCCAAAACACCAAGCUCAUGACCCGCCUAACCUACACUCUGGAUGAGAUCGAAGGACCUUUCGAAGUUGCCCCAGAUGGCACCGUCAAGUUUGAAGAGAAAGACGGAAUUGACUACGCUGCAGUGACAGUCCAGCUCCCAGGAGGUGAGCGGGUGCCCUUCCUCUUUACCAUCAAGCAGCUCGUAGCCUCUGGCAAGCCUGAAAACUUCACAGGAGAGUUUCUAGUACCAUCAUACCGCGGAUCCUCUUUCUUGGACCCCAAGGGAAGAGGAGGAUCCACCGGUUACGACAAUGCGGUUGCGUUGCCGGCAGGUGGCAGAGGAGACGAGGAGGAGUUGGCAAAGGAGAACACCAAGAAUACAGCAGCAUCAUCAGGGAAGAUCACACUGAGUGUGACAAAGAGCAAGCCUGAGACUGGUGAGUUGAUUGGGGUGUUUGAGAGCAUUCAGCCGUCUGACACUGACUUGGGAGCCAAGACUCCAAAGGAUGUCAAAAUCCAGGGAGUUUGGUAUGCUCAGCUUGAUUAAUUUCAUUUUUCUUCUUAUGUAUUAAAUUAAUGUGAUUCCGGGUUUCAGAUUUUGCUAUAAAUUAAAAAGGUGUUGCUGAACUUUCUUUGUAACCUAAUCUUGGACAACAAGCGCUGAGAUCACUGAGAUCAUUGUCUUUCUUGUAUAUUAUCAUGCCUAUUAAUGUGAUAAAUUUCGAAUUAUUUUCA
Messenger RNA from Pyrus x bretschneideri (Chinese white pear), 1202 nucleotides. Its product is annotated as oxygen-evolving enhancer protein 1, chloroplastic. The transcript is spliced from 2 exons. The coding region runs from base 16 to 1014 and encodes 332 amino acids. Gene Ontology annotation, cellular component: photosystem II oxygen evolving complex. The record is from RefSeq and is a predicted model, not a curated record. NCBI's taxonomy places the organism in Eukaryota, Viridiplantae, Streptophyta, Magnoliopsida, Rosales, Rosaceae. Gene Ontology annotation, molecular function: oxygen evolving activity. Gene Ontology annotation, biological process: photosystem II stabilization; photosystem II assembly.